UCGGAUGUACAGCGGCCCGCCGCGCCAUUCAAAACCUCGCCACCGAUGCGACACUACCGUUCACAAAAUUUCGAAAAAUUCGAUUUUGGUCCCCACCAUUUUGACCACCUAUUCAAAAUUCUACACACGUUUAGUGCCUAGGCCGUCCGCCGCGACGCGCCACUGACACAUUUCUGUGGUUUCGCGCGCCGUUUGAAUUUAGAAUAGAUUUUCAUUUGUUUUUUUUACGUUUCGGUGUUUUCUAUAAUAUUUGUGCCAGUACCACGUGCACCACAAUCGGGAUUAUAGUGAUUACAAGGCUGUGUGUUUGGUUUCCUUGGAGUUUUCUAACAAGAUGGAGUUAAGGAGGCAUAAGUCGGGAGGGACGUCUUUCCUCACAUUUUGGAUAUUUUUACUACAGAUGUUAGGAAGCGCACGCCGUGGUGCCGAGGGUCACGGCAGAUUGAUGGACCCUCCAGCUCGUAACUCCAUGUGGAGGUUCGGGUUCCCCAACCCCGUCAAUUACAACGAUAAUGAACUCUUCUGUGGAGGGUAUGCAGUCCAAUGGGAGCAAAAUGAAGGAAAAUGUGGUGUUUGUGGUGAUGCGCACCACAUACCGGAGCCACGUCCCCAUGAAGCAGGUGGCAUGUACGGUAAAGGUAUCGUCACCAGACAUUACAGUGUUGGCCAGGAAAUCGAAGUAGAAGUGGAGUUGACAGCAAACCACCUUGGAACAUUCGUUAUGAAACUAUGCCCGAACAAUAACCCGAAGCAAGAAGCCUCUCAGGAAUGCUUUGACAGGUACCCGCUAUAUAUCUCCGAGACGAGAGACGACAGGUUCUUAAUUCCAUUGGACACGGCUAAGAAAGAGAUCUUCAGGUACAAGGUGCGACUACCUCCAUAUGUUACUUGCACACAGUGUGUUCUGCAAUGGACUUAUUACACAGGAAACAUGUGGGGCGUUUGCUCAAACGGCACAGAAGCCGUCGGUUGUGGUCGCUCAGAGACCUUCAGGAAUUGCGCUGACGUCAGUGUGAUAACCAGCACUGGUGGUCUUCCGCCUGCCUUUGCUGGAGACCUCAGAAGGGACUAUCCCUUCCUCCUAUACUACAGGGAUCUUAAUAUGCCCAGAAAUGUCUACCCUCUGGUCGUCAGACAGAAACUGACGGAUAUCCGAAAGGAAUCAUACGUAAUUAGCAACGAUAUUGAUACAGAUUCCGUGGAGGAAUUUGUUCCACCGAUCAUUAGGGAUCAAGUGUGUGUGCCGACUAGAUCCUUCAGUAGACUCCCUGGUAUGCUGAGUUGGUGUCAGACCAAUUGUCUUCGAUACCCUCCUAAUUGUCCUGAAGAAUUGUGUACUUGCCCGCAAGUAUGCGAGGCUACUGGAGAGUUGGAAGGUCGCGAAGGAGCUGAUGUGUACUGCAUGGACCAGUGUAUCGUGUACCCGCCACGCUGCCCUGCAAACCGGUGCAGCUGUUACUAACGUGAUCAAUAUUGAGCUGCUUCCGAAGAUAUUGAAUUAAAAAACCAUUUGAUUAAUAGUUUUCCUCAUUGUAAAUGUAGGACAUGACGAAUAGGGUCAAUGACCUGAUAAGGCGGUUCCUUUGUUUCCUCGAAGUAGCUCAUACAUUUGUAUAAUUAUGUAUAAAAAUAAGUACCUACUUAAUAAUAUGUACGUCUUUGUAUGUAUUUUUACGAUAAGGCCCAAAUAAAUCAAAUUUCUCACCUGUCAGAAAAGUUUUGACAGCUGAGUGAUUGAUUAAAUAAAAUAAUUCAUCCUUGCAUUUUAGGGUUAAAGGUUUAAAAAGUUAAAUUGGAAAAUGCUAGGAAGGUUAAAGACCCGUGUUUAACACAUUUUACACGAAUUUAUAUACCUAUGUAUUAUUAUUUAUGUAUUUGUAUUAUAUUAUUCAAUUAGAUAUGUAUAGCUGUACAGUUUUAGAUAAUUAUUUAAGUGAUUUUUUGACAAACUUCGUAAACAAAAAUAGUGACUACACUAUGGAAAAUAUUAUGUACCUCUCUGUAAACUACGAAGGUACCGAUUUAUAUAAAUUUUGCCAUACAUUGAAAACAUGUGCCAGAAUUUAGGUAAUAAGAACUUAUUUCUUGUUUAGUUACAAUUAUUUUUGUAUAAUAAAAUUUCUCCUAAAUAAAUA
Molecule: messenger RNA, 2135 nt
Organism: Spodoptera litura
Lineage: Eukaryota; Metazoa; Arthropoda; Insecta; Lepidoptera; Noctuidae
Source: RefSeq, a predicted model, not a curated record